GGAACCCCAGAUCUGUUUCCCCUUGCUGUUUUCAAAAGUCCGUUCGAAUUUAUUUAUUUUUGAAUUUUCCUAAUUCGCCUACCUGGUUUCUGAAUUUUCUGAAGGUGUCUUACAAAUUAUUGUUUUUCGGAAAAUGUUGAGAUCCAUCUGUGAAUGGAUCUUUUUGAAAGUUGGAAUUUGUCAUGCAAUUAUUUGAUUAUUAUUAGGAAACACGUAGGUGUGCUGGACUCAUGAUGAUCCCUAGUGGAAAGAUUUCUUUCUUUCGAGAUGGACUUGUAAAUCACAGCGCAUUCUAAAUUUCCAAGUGUAGCACAUGCUCAGCUCACCUUCUCUUAUUCUCUGAUCCAGAGCAACAUAACAACCACAAUUGUUCCGACCACAAUCGCUGACGGAAGGGAAGAGGCCACGAGAAGAUGGCGGAGACGGUGGUGAGCAUGGCGAGAUCCAUGCUGGGGGGUGCCAUCAGCAUGGCCACCUCCGCCGCCGCCGCGGAGCUUAGCUUGGUGAUGGGCGUGCAAAAGGAUAUUUGGUUCAUCAAAGACGAGCUAAAGACCAUGCAAGCAUUCUUGGCCGCCGCUGAAGCAACAAAAAACAGAGACAUGCUACUGAAGGUGUGGGCAGAGCAAGUAAGGGACCUGUCCUACAAUAUAGAAGAUUGCCUUGAUGAACUUAUGGUUCAUGUGAGGAGCCAAAGCCUAACAAAACGGCUGAUGAAGCUCAAAGAUCGUCGUCGGAUUGCCAUCCAAAUUCGCAACCUGAAAACAAGAGUUGAAGAAGUGAGCAGCAGGAAUGCACGCUACAACUUCAUCAAGACAGAGGCCUCAACGACCAGCGACAAGGAGGUUUCUUACAUAGAAGAUGUACGUAAUCAUUCAGCAAGCAACACCGAUGAAGCAGAACUUGUGGGCUUUACCAAGCCUAGGGAGGAUUUGAUUAAGCUGAUGGAUGUCAACACUAGAGAUGGUGAUGCCAAAGUUAUAUGUGUCGUUGGCAUGGGUGGUUUAGGCAAGACUACUCUUGCAAGAAAAACUUAUGAAAGUAAGGAAGAUAUUGUGAAGAAUUUUUCUUGCUGUGCAUGGAUCACAGUUUCACAGUCAUUUUUCAAGAUAGAAAUGCUCAAGGAUAUGAUCAGGCAACUUCUGGGUGGAGAUUCACUGAAGAACUUGUUGAAAGAACUUGAAGGGAAGGUGGUGCAAGUAAAGGACCUCGCUGAGUACCUCAAUCAAGAGAUUAAGGAUAAGAGGUACCUUAUUAUUCUUGAUGACUUGUGGACCAUAGAUGCAUGGAGGUGGAUUAAAGAUAUUGUUUUUCCUAGUAGUAACAAGAAAGGUAGUCGGAUAAUAGUAACAACACGUGAUGUUGGCUUAGCAAAGGAAUGUACUCUUGAAUCCCUUAUCUACCACCUUAAAACCUUAGAGGUAGUUGAGGCCACAAAUUUGCUACUAAAAAAGAGUAGGAAAGUAUCUGAAGAAAUGGACAAAGUUGAAAACUUCAAGAGCAUAGUUGAAAAACUAGUUAAAAAGUGUGGUUGUUUACCACUGGCCAUACUCACAAUUGGAGGGAUCCUUGCCACUAAAAAGAUAGUAGAGUGGGAGCAAUUCUAUAGCCAACUCCCGUCUGAGCUUGAGAGUAACCCAAGCCUUGAAGCAAUGAAGAUGAUGGUUACUUUGAGUUACAACCACUUGCCAUCUCAUCUUAAGCCAUGUUUCUUAUACCUAAGCAUCUUUCCCGAGGAUUCAGAAAUCCAGAUGAGGCGUCUAGUAGAAAGAUGGAUUGCUGAGGGGUUGAUUAGGGGUGGGACUGGGUUGAAUAUUGAUGAUGUGGCAAAAGGUUACUUUAAUGAGUUAAUCAACCGAAGCAUGCUUCAAGCAUCAAGGGUGAACAUAGAAGGAGUUGUGAAGAGCUGUCGAGUCCAUGAUAUUGUGCGUGAUGUCAUGAUCUCAGUUUCUAGAGAUGAAAAUUUUGUGCAUGUGGUGGGAAAUAAUGUAACUGGUGCUAUGGAGGAGACGUUCCAACAUGUAGCAUACCAUGGUAGCAUGUGCCAGAAGACAGAUAUGGAUUGGAGCCACGUCCGGUCAGUAACUGUGUUUGGUGAGAGAUCAUUGGGGCCAUCACCUUCAGUUUGUUCACCUGACAUGAGAAUGCUCCGGGCCUUGGAUUUAGAGAAUGCACAGUUUCAAGUAACACAAAAGGAUAUAAGCAACAUAGGAUUGUUUCGCCACUUGAAAUAUCUGAAUUAUUCUUAUCCUCCAGGAUAUUCACAUAUUUAUAGACUUCCUAGAUCCAUAGGGAGAUUACAAGGCUUACGCACUUUGAACAUUAGAGACAGUUGUAUUACAGAACUGCCAAUUGAGAUUUGUAAACUCAAGAAUCUACACAGUCUCCGUUGUACCAGAAAUUAUUCCUAUGAAUACUUUGACCUGAAUGACCCCACGGUAUGCUUGUUGAGCACAUUUUGUUGGCCUAUACUGUUCACACCUUUGGCAGAUCCUAGUGUGCGCGCCAGGUUAGUUGCUGAGCUACACAUGGCCUGGUCUAGCUGUUGGUCCAAGUCAGAAGGUGUGAGGGUGCCAAAAGGAAUCGGCAAACUGACAGAGCUGCAAAUACUAGAGGUUGUGGACAUCAGCCGAACUAGUGGCAAGGCAAUUAAAGAGAUAGGUGAGCUUGUGCAGCUGAGAAAACUUAGGGUGGUAACAGAAGGGGUCACCAAGCAAAAAUGCAAGGUACUCUGUGAUACCAUUCAGAAUCUCACUUGCCUCCGCUCCCUGAAAGUGGAUGGUUCACUCGAGUGGCUGCAUCUUGUUUCCUCUCCUCCUCCCCUGUUGAGGAGUCUGAAGUUGGAUGGAUGCCUUGGAGAGAUUUCUGGCUGGGUUGGCAGUCUGAUGCAUUUGGUCAAGCUUUACUUAUGGGGCAGCGAGAUAAAGGAAGAAGGUAAAAUCAUGGAAAUACUAGGGCCACUUCCCAACCUCAUGCACCUUCGUCUUGGAUUCAGAUGUUAUAUUGGGGAGAAAUUAGCGUUCAAAACGGGAGCAUUCCUGAAUCUCAAGAAACUUGAUAUUUCGAAUCUGGCAGAACUGAGAGAGGUCAAAUUUGAGGAUGGCACCUCACCCCAGCUGGCAAUGAUACAUAUCAGUUGGUGCAACUUGGCAUCAGGAAUUAUUGGAGUCAACCAGCUUCUAAAGCUCAAGGAGAUCUCACUUGGUUCCCAUUGUCGAGUGGCGAAGCUUGCUAUGCUGCAAAGUGAAGUGGACGCACACCCCAACAGUCCCGUGCUGCGACUGUCUGAGGAACGGAGCCACCACGACCUGGGAGGCACCGUCGCCCAAGUGGGAGAAUCAACAGGGGAAUCCUCAUCUCUCCAUCCCGAGCCUGCAGCUGCAGGAGAGAGCUCACGGUCCCAGGCGGUGGGCAUGGCGACGGCAAACAUCAGCCAAGAUGAUGUGCUUUACACUUACAACUCAUGCUGACUGAAUCGGAUCAAGGCUACUUGCAGUUCCACCAUGUAACACUAUGCAGGUUCAGGUUGUCGAAAUAAACUAGUGCUCCGUGUAGUGCAUUCAGAUUUCAGUUGUGGGCACCCAGGAGCACCACCAUUGUCGACAGUUACAAGACGGGACCCAACUUCAAGAGAGGCCAGAUGCUUUCUCCAUACGGCCGAACAUCACGGUUGCAUUUCCUUCUAAAAAUCAGUAUGAGUAGUGGAGCAGGCAACGGAGGGAUCGUCCAUGGCCUACAGCAGCGGGAGAGAGCUCAUCGCAGGUGGUUAUCCUCCAGUUGCGAACGAAGAGCAUUACGAGAUAUUUUCAACCAGCGACAAGCGGGGGCAUUAAUUGCAUGAUCACUAUUCUGAAAAAAAAAAGUUUAUUCUGAGAAUGUUGGUGUCCAGGAGCAACUAUGAGAUUGUAGCGGCGCAUCCGUGAAUAAUGAAGCUUCAGGAUCUGCAGUGAAGUUGGAAACUGAGGGCUCCCUUUGGAGUUCGCAAUGGCUCGACCAUCCAUGCGGAUCUGAUGUGUGUCACCUGUGAAGGGAUCAUACUGAUAAAUGCAGGAUAGAAGAAGACGAAGAUCCAAUAGAAUACUGAUGAUGCACCACUAACACAUGGGCUAUGUUCAUCCUACUGUGUCCAUAAUUAUAAAGAUUCAGCUGGGCAGAAGAAGAGGCCAAAUUGUUUCUCUGUGUUCUCCAAUUCUCCGUGUGCGUACUUUGUGAUCUCUGACGUUUUAAACUCCGGCGACCUUGGAGCAAGCUACAACAUUAUUUCCAGAGCUCCGACACGACCGGUCGAGGGUUUAAAAUGGACACCUGCUGGGUGGCCCAGGUCCCUUUCGUAGAAGGUGAUCGGUUCUUCGCCAUGGAAUUGAUCAAGUUGGACUCCCAACAGAUUCCAGUCCACGGAACAUCAGGUGGCUGCAUCUUGCAGCAUUCACCGGAUCAUCGCAUGAUCUUAUCCUACUAUGUAUGUACACUUGUUCAAUUUGUUAUUGCCACUAUGGUCUGUAGUUCCUUGCAAAAGAAGAAUUAGAAGACAUGCCAAUGGAACUCAUGCAGUAGCCAGAUAUGAUAUGACUGCUCUGUUUUCCACAUGUAACAUCAUCUGAACAUACCACCAGCUCUCUAGUUUUCGUUGGUUUCACUUUGUAUUUUGCAAUAAAAUUGCAGUUUCAACAUUUUUUCUUGUAAACGUUUAGAUAGAAUGGGGCCGGAUUCAGUAGCAAAUUGGUUCAGAUUCAGUAUGGGAUGAUGCCAGGUCUGUCUGUACCCUUGGCAUCCUUAUGAU
Molecule: messenger RNA, 4777 nt
Organism: Triticum dicoccoides
Lineage: Eukaryota; Viridiplantae; Streptophyta; Magnoliopsida; Poales; Poaceae
Product: disease resistance protein RPM1-like
Exons: 8
Coding region: 414-3467 (1017 amino acids)
Biological process (GO): defense response to other organism
Molecular function (GO): ADP binding
Source: RefSeq, a predicted model, not a curated record